GAGCUCCUCAGAGAGACGGCAGGGCUGGAAAACAGCAGUAAAGCGUGGAUGAAUAGACCGGAGGAGGAGGGAAGAGUGUAAAUCAGUUCCAGCGCCUCUGUUGGGAUCUGAAAGGGCAUUUCGGGUUCAUUCAGACGACAAUCUGCUGUUUGUGAAGGUGUGUGUGUGUGUGUUUUGUUCUGAAUGAGCCAGCAGCAUGGUGUUGCUUUAAGAGGGAUCCGCUAUCUGAGUGGAUGGAAAUGUUAGGGCUGUACCCCACUUUUCUCUCUAUUCACCCCGCGUGUGCUUAGAGAAAUCCCGCCCGGGGUCGAGCGACAGGUCCUGGGAUGUGAGACAGUGAGCAGGAGAUCCAGGCCAGACGCACUGAAUCAUUUCUGAGCGCUGAAUUCCUGCGGGAGGAUGUCAUCGGCCGCCCCGGAGCUGUGAAGCGCUGCUACAGCCACUGCCGCUCUCCCUGCCGCUGCCGCCGCUGCCGCUCUCCCUGCCGCUGCUACAGGACAUGGGGGACCUGAGCCAGGCCAGCCCCUGGAAAAACACUUUCAUUGUUCCUGCAAUCAAAUCUUUUGACCAUUAUGAUUUUAACAGAGCUAAAAUCCGCGCGAGCCUCACAUGGCUCGUGGCCAAAGCCUUUGGUACAGACAGCAUCCCGGACAAACUGAAGGAUCCAUUUUACACAGAUCAGUACGAGCAGGAGCACGUGAAGCCGCCGGUGGUCGACCUGCUGCUCUCGGCCGAGCUGUACUGCCGCGCAGGCAGUCUGAUCCUCAAAAGCGAUGCUGCCAAGCCACUGCUGGGCCAUGACGCUGUCAUCCAGGCCCUGGCUCAAAAAGGCUUGUAUGUGACCGUCCAUGAGAGACUGGUCACUGAGAGAGACCUGUCCAUGAGACCAAUUCAGAUGAGUGCCCACCUGGCGCUGAUUGACACGUUGAUGAUGGCCUAUACAGUGGAGACGGUGAGUAUGGACAAAGUGGUAGCGUGCAUGCAGCAGUACUCUACCGACUGCGCUGACGGAGACAUGCCCUACGACACGGAGGAUGGCGUCAUUAGCUGGAUGAAUAAGGUGAACGAAUACUUGAAAGAGAUCAUCAUUCAGGAGCAAAGCAGGAGAGAGGCACAGAAGGCAGAGCCCCUUGAGAUCCCUAAGUCUCCAACCAAAUGGUAUAUGAAGCUGGUUCCUGCCCGCUAUAGAAAGGAACAGACAUUGCCUAAAACAGUGCCGUGGAUCCCCCCAGUGGACAACCUGCUGAAGGACAGCACAGAUGGCUGCGCCCUUGCCGCACUGCUGCACUUCUACUGCCCUGACCUCGUCAAACUAGAGGACGUGUGCCUGAAAGAAAGCAUGUCAUUAGCGGACAGCUUAUACAAUCUGCAGCUUGUUCAGGACUUCUGCCGCGAACACUUGAACCGCUGCUGCCACUUCAGCCUGGAGGAUAUGCUCUACGCCUCUUCUUCCAUCAAAAACAACUACCUUGUGUUUGUGGCUGAGCUCUUCUGGUGGUUUGAAGUGGUGAAGCCAUCAUUUGUGCAGCCUCAGGUUUUGGUCAAUGACGCACCAGCUCCAUCACUGAAGAAUGUGCCAUCUGUGCCCAUCUCAAAAGUCACAAAGAGAAGCUUCAUGGAACGACCACCCAGUCCAGACAGACCAAGUCUCCCACUUCGACAACAGCCUUUGACAUCAAACUCAGGUGAGAUCAGACGAUCAACCUCCAUGUCGUUUGUUGACAGCUUUUUGGGGACUUGGCCCAAGGAGAGGAGGUCAGGGACUCAGGGAGUGUCCUUUGACAUCCCAUUUGAUAAAGACAAUACCACCCAAAAUCUUACACAACCCAGACGGGGUAUGACCAGGUCUGUGAGCACUGAGGGCUUUGGGCUCAAAUUAGCCAAGGGAAUGAAGCGAAAUCUAUCCUUCCAACCUGUCAAUGGCCAAAACAUUGGUAUUGAGGAAGAGGGCUGUCCAGAUACCCUUGUGGGAAUCCAACAUGAUGGUCUGAAUGGCACAGCACAGAGUAGCAUUGAGGAAGCCCUGGAAAUAAUCCAUAAUUCAGAAGAGCAACAGGAAGACACCAGGGUUGAGGCAGAGAAUGAAGGUUUCUUCCUUCACAUGCAGACCAAAGGAGAGCUGACCCCUAAAACCCAAGCUGAAGAAGGUGACUCUUUGUCAGAGGCCAUGGGCAUUUCAAGUGCUUCAACUACGGAGGUGGACACUGGAAUCCAUGUAAAGACAGAAGACAUCCAAGAGACUCUUGAUGAGGACUCAUCGCUGAGAGACUGCACAACAAGCAUGGAGUUAGAUGCAGACCAGUACUUUGAGGCUAGAGCAAGUCACAGCCAGGAUUCCAUUAGUUCAUAUCCCAGCAGUGUUGGCACCAAGUCUCCCAUAGCUGAUACCCCCAUGGGGGUUAAGAUGACCAGCUUUGCUGAACAAAAGUUGAAAAAACUCAAUCCAAACGCAGAGUCCAAAGGGGGCACCUCUCAGGGGACCACACCAGACAGUUCAGACCUCAACCUUCCCCAUUCAGUCUCCUGGGCCCCCUCACCAGAGGCAAGCCCUGCCCACCAGCCACAGAGGGAUCCAGCGCAAGCCAUGGCCGCUGAAAUGGUGCAGCUCCGUAUGCGGCUGGAAGAGAAGCGCCGAGCCAUAGAAGCUCAGAAGAAAAAGGUGGAAGCUGCCUUCACACGUCACAGACAAAAGAUGGGGCGCAGUGCCUUUCUCACAGUGGUCAAGAGAAAGAAUGACGGUGCCUCGCCAAUUCAGGAGUACACCACAAACUCAGAGGGUACCAAGACACUAUCUGAUUCUGCAAAAUCUCCAGAAAAGUCUCCUGUCAAGUCCGUUAGUGAAGAGAGCACGUCUGAGGCAGACUUGCUGGAGUACACGCGUUCUAUCGAGAAGUUGAACACUUCUCUGAGCUUUCUGCAGGCAGAGAUGCAGCGGCUAGCCCAGCAGCAGGAGCUCAUCAUGCAAAUGCGGGAACAGCAGGCGUGGGUUGUUUGUCCAUCACAGCCUUCACCCCAGAAACAAGUACGGGAGCUUAGAGGAAGCGGGACUCGUUCCUCAGGUUCCCCCUCACCCGCAGACUCCCCGCAUACCACCCAUCGCUCCCCAACCAAUAUUAAGAGGAAGUCAGCUUCCUUCCACUCCAAAACCCCACGGACACCCAGGCCUACUGAGCUGAAGAUCACUCCAUUCAACCGAGUUCUCACUGUACCCCAGUCUGUGGACAGCAUACCUCGUCUGCGCAGAUUCUCACCCUCUCAGUCUGUAACCAGCUCCUUUGCAUAUUUGGGGAAUGACACAAAGCCAAGCAAAAAUAAUAUGCAAACUGAACCCUUGUGUACAGACAGUACUGCUUCUGAUCUCACUACUUUACCCACCAAAGACAUACAACAGCCUGAAACCGAAAUAGACACUGCAGAAAAUGGAGAGAUGAAAGAUGAAGGAAAAGAAUCUGAAGGAGAAAUUAAGCCCACAGUGGAAUCUAGUGUUUCUGAGGUGUUGUCACAAGCUGUAAAAGAAACAUUCAUAGUAACUCCUACCGAGAAGCCAACAGAUUUAGUUAGUCAAAGCAACAAAAGCUUGAUCGAAGUACCACUAUCAAUCCUAAAGCCUCUUGAAGGACAGGAGUUGGAAGAGGUUGGAGAGAUCCUGACAGCCGGAGAGAGCCAGGAUGAUGACCAGAAGAUGUGCUGUGGAUUCUUCUUUAAGGAUGACAUGAAGGGGGAGGACAGCAUGGCACUGAAGCGAGCUGCCCUGCUGGAGAAGAGGCAGAGGAGGGAGCGGGAGAAUCAGCAGAGGAAGCAGCAGCUCGAGGCUGAGCUGGAGCAGAAGAAAGAGGAGGCUAGAGUAAAGGCAGAGGAAGAUCGGCUGAAGAAGGAGGAGGAGAAAGCCAGACGGGAGUUCAUCAAGCAGGAGUACCUGAGAAGAAAGCAGCUCAAGCUCAUGGAGGACAUGGACAUGCUGGUGAAAACGCGGCCAGCCACGGCUAAGCAAAAGAAGCCGCGGCCCAAAUCCAUUCACCGGGAUGUGAUCGAGUCACCCAAGACCCCUGUUAGGGCAACAGCAGGUUCACGACCUCGUGUUUUUUCAGUGUCCAGUCUCUCUUUGGCCUCCCUCAAUCUGGGAGACAACGACAGUGUCAGCUCAGAGAAACGAACCCCCAGGCCUGACUCGGCUGACAGCUUCCUGUCUCCUUCUCGGUCUGGGAGCCAUAAUGGAGAGAAAGACUGGGAAAAUGCUUCCACCACCUCCUCUGUCACGUCUGUCACUGAAUACACAGGUCCUAAAUUAUACAAAGAGCCCAGUGCCAAGUCAAAUAAGCAUAUUAUACAGAACGCUUUGGCUCACUGUUGUCUGGCUGGGAAGGUCAAUGAAGGUCAGAAGAACAAGAUCCUGGAGGAGAUGGAGAAAUCACAGGCCAACAACUUCCUAAUCCUGUUCCGUGAUUCGGGCUGCCAGUUCCGCGCUGUGUACACGUACUGCCCCGACACAGAGCAAAUGAACAAGCUGGCCGGGAUCGGGCCCAGGAGCAUCUCGCGCAAGAUGAUCGACGGCCUGUUCAAGUACAAUUCUGACCGGAAGCAGUUUAGCCAAAUCCCAGCUAAGACCAUGUCUGCCAGUGUAGAUGCCAUUACCAUCCACAGCCACUUGUGGCAGACCAAGAAGCCAGGAACACCGAAGAAAGUAGCACCCAACAAGUCCUAAGAUUUUAUAUCAGCUCUCAGUACUGGACUGCUUCUGAUCUCCGCAAUGCUCUCUUUCGCUGUACUUAUAAACUCCAGCCUGCACUGCACAGAAUUCUGCAUCUUUGUCAUACAACACAACACACUUUAACUAAAAUAAAAUAUGCACAACUGGAUUGUAAAACAAUACGGGCUUGUCACUUGAUCUCACUUCUGUAUUUAUAACCUGAGCGUCUCAUUGCAGUUCAGUGAAAGCAUGUGUGUGUGUGUGUGUGUGUGUGUGUGUGUGUGUGGCUGGGUGGGUGGGUGAAUGUGUGUAACUUUUAUAUGUGGCAAGACAAUGGUGAAUAAGGAAAUGAUGUAAUAUGACUGAUAUUUGGUACACUGAAGCACUGAUUGUCAUUUGUGUGUAUAAAGAGAAAUGUUGCAUAUACACUUGUUAACAUGUGGCCUUGGUUUUGAGUUCUUUGGUUACUUUUUGUUUUAUAGGAUGUAAUGAGGAUAUUACCAUUAAAGUGUAUGUUUGUUGUUUUUUUUUUAAGAGCUGGUCACCUGUGGACCUCGCCUUCGGGAGCAAUGCUGUAUGUGCGCGUUAAACAAAUCGAUGUGGUAAUACAUAAUAUAUUUUUGCUUGCAUUUGUUAUGGUUUAAUUUUUUUAAGUGGCUUUGGUUCACAGCAGGAUUGUGAAUUCUUACAGUGUUUUCUGAUUCAAAUUUUAUUAUUAUUCUGCAUAAUCUUACAGAUCAGAGGAAUUGUUUUAAAUUCAAAGCCAUGAUCUGUAUAAUUCGGUGUGUCAUGAUAGGUUGCUAAGGUUUAGAACGCCUGCUGCAUAAUGAUGUGAUUGUACGUUUUUAAAAUGAAGCUAGGAGAUAUUUGAUAAUGCCAUAAUGAAUAAUGUAUCAGUGAUAUUUCUCUUGUCAGCAUCACAGUUAAAAUUAAUAUAUAUUGACAAGUUUCAUUGUAUCAGUAGUUAUACUUGUUUGUCUCAUUUGUGAUAGAUGAUAUAUUUCACCGAUUCUGAAACAGUCAUUACGAUUUCCAGAGUAAAGUUCUGUGUGUGCAAGUGGAGGCAGUUUUGUUCCAUAAUGUCUUAAAAUUUAGCAAAACUGUCAAAAAAACAAUGUGCCAAACGACAUCUUUGUAUUGCUAAUGAAUGAUUUCGACUGAAAACUGAUGCUUUUAUUAAUUUUUUUUAUUGUUAAGUUUUUUAUUUGGCUUGGGAUAUCAGAAGUGGUUGAUGUUUGUGCCAUAUAUUUCAGUGUGAUGAGAAAGCAUGGCCCCUGUUGGAUCUUUGUUGGAUGGAAUAUUGCUGUUUACGGGUCAAGGGUUACUAAAUUCGAUAUGAACGCACGCUGGGUUAUUUUUUUUGUUUUGUUUAUUUCUCCAGUUUUCAUUCGGUUCCUUAUUCCAUGGCCAAUGCCUUUCCACAAUCAUCAGCACACUCCUAUUAAUAAAUACAGUAGAUUCCUGAACGUAUCUUGGGUUGUGCAGUGGAAAAUAUACAGGCCUGAUGUACUGUAUUUGGGGACAACACACACCUUUUUGACGCAGUUGUAUUAAAUAAUUUGGCUGUUCCAAGCCAUUAAAAAGAACUGGCUAUGUAUUUGUAAAUAAGCACAGUUUACAUAUUGUACAGUGUGUUUUGAGCUCAUCUGCCCAUCUUAAUCAAGCAAGGUUUUUUUUCUAGACACUGCUGUCACUAGUUAAAUAGUCAAACACAUCUGAGUCAUAAUGCAUUGAAUAAAGUUGCGCAUGACAUCAAA
This is a messenger RNA of Pangasianodon hypophthalmus (striped catfish), 6444 nucleotides long. It is a transcript of the gene camsap2a, whose product is annotated as calmodulin regulated spectrin-associated protein family, member 2a. Lineage: Eukaryota; Metazoa; Chordata; Actinopteri; Siluriformes; Pangasiidae. The transcript has 18 exons. Gene Ontology annotation, biological process: neuron projection development; cytoplasmic microtubule organization; negative regulation of microtubule depolymerization. Gene Ontology annotation, molecular function: microtubule minus-end binding; spectrin binding; calmodulin binding. The record is from RefSeq and is a predicted model, not a curated record. The coding region runs from base 500 to 4702 and encodes 1400 amino acids. Gene Ontology annotation, cellular component: microtubule minus-end.